Messenger RNA from Arachis duranensis, 2974 nucleotides. RefSeq names its product plasma membrane ATPase 2. Gene Ontology annotation, molecular function: P-type proton-exporting transporter activity; ATP binding; ATP hydrolysis activity. The transcript is spliced from 17 exons. Gene Ontology annotation, biological process: proton export across plasma membrane; regulation of intracellular pH. NCBI's taxonomy places the organism in Eukaryota, Viridiplantae, Streptophyta, Magnoliopsida, Fabales, Fabaceae. The record is from RefSeq and is a predicted model, not a curated record. Gene Ontology annotation, cellular component: plasma membrane. Bases 1 to 2847 code for a protein of 948 amino acids.
AUGUGGAAUCCACUGUCAUGGGUCAUGGAAGCUGCUGCUAUCAUGGCCAUUGCCAUGGCUCAUGGAGGGGGAGAAGGUUGGGAUUAUCAAGAUUUUACCGGCAUUGUUAUACUGCUACUUGUAAACUCCACAAUCAGUUUCAUAGAAGAAAACAAUGCUGGUAAUGCAGCAGCAGCACUCAUGGCAAGAUUGGCCCCAAAAGCAAAGGUACUCCGUGAUGGAAAAUGGAGCGAAGAAGAUGCAUCUGUGUUGGUUCCUGGAGAUAUAAUCAGCAUCAAGCUAGGUGACAUCAUUCCUGCCGACGCACGUCUCCUUGAAGGAGAUCCUUUGAAGAUCGAUCAGUCUGCUCUUACUGGAGAGUCACUUCCGGUUUCAAAACAUCCUGGAGAUGGAGUAUAUUCUGGUUCAACAUGCAAGCAAGGAGAAAUUGAAGCAGUAGUUAUUGCAACUGGAGUUCACACAUUCUUUGGAAAGGCGGCGCAUCUUGUGGAAAACACCACACAUGUUGGACAUUUCCAGAAGGUCCACAUACAGAAACAUAUAUCAUCUCUAUCAUCUUAUGUUAGUCAAUGUUUUCUAUGCCUUACCCUGAAAUUAAAUCUUGCCAUGAUCUUGUUACAGGUUUUGCAAUCUAUUGGGAACUUCUGCAUCUGUUCCAUUGCUAUUGGGAUGCUCAUUGAAAUCAUAGUGAUAUAUGGCCCGCAGCAAAGGAAAUACCGAGUUGGUAUCGAUAACCUCCUUGUGUUACUGAUUGGCGGAAUUCCUAUUGCAAUGCCAACUGUCCUUUCAGUUACAAUGGCUAUUGGUUCACACAAAUUGUCUCAGCAGGGUGCUAUAACAAAGAGAAUGACUGCAAUUGAAGAAAUGGCCGGAAUGGAUGUCCUAUGCAGUGAUAAAACAGGCACAUUAACACUCAACAAGCUUACAGUGGACAAGAAUCUUAUUGAGGUCUUUGCUGAUGGAGUUAAUCAGGACAUGGUUGUACUUAUGGCUGCAAGGGCAUCAAGGCUAGAGAACCAAGAUGCAAUUGAUUGUGCAAUUGUAUCUAUGUUAGCAGACCCAAAGGAGGCACGAGCUGGAAUAACUGAAAUUCACUUCCUUCCAUUCAAUCCAACAGAUAAAAGAACUGCACUUACAUACACUGAUGCUGCUGGUAAGAUGCACAGGGUUAGCAAAGGUGCACCAGAGCAGAUUCUCAACCUUGCACAUAACAAGUCAGAAAUUGCACAGAGGGUACAUGCAAUUAUAGACAAAUUUGCCGAACGUGGCCUUCGCUCACUGGCUGUUGCCCACCAGGAAGUACCUGAGGGAACCAAAGAAAGUUUAGGGGGUCCGUGGGAAUUUGUCGGCCUACUCCCUCUAUUUGAUCCUCCCCGCCACGAUAGCGCUGAAACAAUCAGAAGAGCUCUUAAUCUUGGUGUGAGUGUCAAAAUGAUCACUGGUGAUCAGCUUGCAAUUGCUAAGGAAACAGGAAGGCGUCUUGGAAUGGGUUCUAACAUGUAUCCUUCUUCGUCGCUGCUAGGAGAAAGCAAAGAUAAUUUUGCUUCUGUUCCCGUCGAUGAUCUUAUAGAGAAUGCAGAUGGUUUCGCUGGUGUCUUUCCUGGUAAGUAUAAUAGCAAUCACAGAAAAGCUCUAAUCCAAAUUAUUGUCUAUUUUCUGAUUAUAUAUGUUCCCUCAGAGCACAAAUAUGAGAUUGUGAAGAGGUUACAAGCUAGAAAGCACAUUUGUGGGAUGACUGGUGAUGGAGUGAAUGAUGCACCAGCUUUGAAGAUAGCCGACAUAGGUAUCGCUGUAGCAGAUGCCACAGACGCUGCAAGAAGUGCCUCUGACAUAGUUCUAACAGAACCUGGGUUGAGUGUGAUCAUAAGUGCUGUUUUAACUAGCCGUGCAAUUUUCCAAAGAAUGAAAAACUACACAAUAUAUGCUGUAUCUAUCACCAUCCGUAUUGUGGUUGGCUUUAUGUUACUCACAUGCAUUUGGGAAUUUAACUUUCCUCCCUUUAUGGUUCUUGUCAUAGCCAUUCUCAACGAUGGUACCAUCAUGACAAUAUCUAAAGAUAGGGUUAAGCCUUCUCCAAGUCCUGAUAGUUGGAAGCUGAGUGAGAUUUUUGCAACUGGGAUUGUCCUAGGAGGUUAUCUGGCUCUAAUGACAGUGAUAUUCUUCUGGGCAGCAUAUAAAACUCACUUUUUUCCUAACCAUUUUGAUGUGAGACAUCUCCACGGAGAUCUUCAUGGUCCACCUACUCAUGAAGAGAGUAAAAUGCUAGGAGCUGCUAUAUAUCUUCAAGUCAGUAUAAUUAGUCAAGCCUUAAUUUUUGUGACUCGCUCAAGGGGAUGGUCCUAUACAGAAAGACCCGGUGUUUUGCUUAUGAUCGCUUUUGUUAUAGCUCAACUGAUUGCAACUAUUGUAUCUGCCCUUCUCUCUUGGGAGCUAGCAGGAAUCAAAGCCAUAGGGUGGGGUUGGACGGGAAUCAUCUGGGUCUACUCUAUUAUAACUUACUUGUUUUUGGAUCCUAUAAAGUUUGCUGUUCGUUAUGCAUUAAGCGGAAGAGCUUGGAAUUUGGUGGUAGACAAACAUACUGCAUUUAUCAACAAAAAUGACUUUGGUAGAGAAGCUCGUGAAGCUCAAUGGGCUGCUGAGCAGAGAACCUUACAUGGUCUCCAGUCUGCUGACAUGAAAGUUGAGAAGCACACUUUCAGGGAAAUAAAUACACUAGCUGACGAGGCCAAGAGGCGUGCAGAAAUAGCAAGGAUGAGAGAGCUUCACACUCUGAAAGGAAGGGUGGAAACAAUGGGCAAGCUAAAGGGUUUAGAUGUGGAUGCAAUCAACAGUCAUUACACAGUAUAAGACCAAUUCAGCUCUCAAGUGGCAUCUUCUUCAUAUCCGUUGUAUUUUGUGGCUUUCUUAUGUUUCAGAUUAUGGCAUUUACUUCAAUAAUGUUUCCAUUAGAGAUUGAACAUAAUCCUAUUUCUUC